This is a messenger RNA of Calidris pugnax (ruff), 657 nucleotides long. Its product is annotated as butyrophilin subfamily 1 member A1-like. The record is from RefSeq and is a predicted model, not a curated record. The transcript has 3 exons. Gene Ontology annotation, molecular function: protein binding. NCBI's taxonomy places the organism in Eukaryota, Metazoa, Chordata, Aves, Charadriiformes, Scolopacidae.
AUGGAGCUCACCUACAGACAAACAGUCCCGCUUGCGAGGCCUCUGCACCUCCUGAAGAUGGAAGGGGUUGAGCUUUUCAAAAUGCAACGCUACAAAGGGGAUGUCUCCCUGGAUCCUGACAUGGCCCACCCCAGACUGGAACUCUGUGAGGAUGGGAAAAGUGUGAAAGAUACCAGCACCAUCACGAAGGUGCCCAGGAAUGAGAAGAGAUUUGAUUCCCACCUUUAUGUGUUGGCAAAAGAAGGAUACACAUCUGGGAGACACUACUGGGAAGUGGAUGUUGGCAAGAGAAGCAGCUGGGCCUUGGGUAUUGCCCGGGAAUCUGUGACUCGCAAAGGGACAUUGACUCUGUCCCCCAAGAAUGGCUUCUGGGUCAUGGGGUCUACAGAUGGGUGAGAGUAUUGGGCCUUCACAGAGCCUUGGACCCAUUUGAGUGUGGGUGGGAAGCUGCGAAAGAUUAGGAUCUUCCUGGACAUCUCAUCCAAGCAGCUGUCAUUUUACAAUGUCUGUAAGAAAGCAGCUCUGUACACUUUCACCAUUGCUGAUGGCAGCAGCCGGGAAGGGAAACUCCUUCCCUUCUUCUCCACAGGCUCAGCUGCUGCAAAGCCUGACACUGAGUCCCUGAAAAUGGUGCAGGGGUUUGAUGAUGAUGAUUAG